This is a messenger RNA of Podarcis muralis (Common wall lizard), 3704 nucleotides long. RefSeq names its product coiled-coil domain containing 47 (gene CCDC47). The record is from RefSeq and is a predicted model, not a curated record. NCBI's taxonomy places the organism in Eukaryota, Metazoa, Chordata, Lepidosauria, Squamata, Lacertidae. Gene Ontology annotation, biological process: endoplasmic reticulum calcium ion homeostasis. Gene Ontology annotation, cellular component: endoplasmic reticulum. Gene Ontology annotation, molecular function: calcium ion binding.
AGACUUACGCAACUCGCGUACCUUACGGGAGGAGGAGGAAGGAAACCGCGAGCGUAAAGUCCGGCAGGCAGGCAGGCGAGCUGGGCCUCGGGAACGUCGUUGUAGCGGCAGCGCCGGCCUCAGCAAUAAUGAGAAGCGUGUGCUUCCUGGUGGCCACUCUCUUCAUCCCGUGGGGCCUCGUUUGGGCAAAGUUCGAUGAGUUUGACGACGGCGAUGACAUUGUGGAAUAUGAUGAUAAUGACUUCGCUGAGUUUGAAGAUGUGAUAGAAGAUCCUGCGACUGAAUCUCCCCAGCGGGUCGUCACGACCGAAGAUGACGAGGAGGAAGCCACUGUUGAGCUUGAAGGUCAAGACGAAAAUCUUGACUUUGAGGAUGCUGAUGCGCAGGAAGGUGAUACAGAGAGUGAGCCUUACGACGAUGAAGAGUUUGAAGGCUACGAGGAGAAACCUGAUGCAUCUCCCGGCAAGAGUAAAGAUCCUAUAACAAUUGUUGAUGUCCCUGCCCACCUCCAAAAUAGCUGGGAGAGUUACUACAUGGAAAUCUUAAUGGUGACGGGGCUGCUUGCUUACAUCAUGAACUACAUCAUAGGGAAGAAUAAGAACAACCGCCUUGCUCAGUCCUGGUUCAAUAGUCACCGGGAGCUGCUUGAAAGUAACUUUGCCCUUGUUGGGGAUGACGGCACAAAUAAAGAAGCCACAAGCACGGGCAAGCUGAACCAAGAGAACGAACAUAUUUAUAACCUGUGGUGCUCCGGGAGGGUGUGCUGUGAGGGCAUGCUUAUACAGCUCAAGUUUCUCAAGAGACAAGACUUGCUGAACGUUCUCGCUCGCAUGAUGAGGCCAUCCUGUGACCAAGUGCAAAUAAAAGUUACCAUGAAUGACGACGACAUGGAUACCUACGUGUUUGCUGUUGGGACAAGAAAAGCUUUGGUGCGGCUUCAGAAGGAAAUGCAGGACCUGAGUGAGUUCUGCAGUGACAAACCCAAGACCGCAGUGAAGUAUGGGCUGCCAGAGUCUUUGGCUAUCCUGUCUGAGAUGGGUGAGGUCACAGAAGGAAUGAUGGAUACCAAGAUGAUCCAUUACCUCACACAUUAUGCUGACAAGAUUGAGUCCGUCCAUUUUUCGGACCAGUUUUCCGGUCCAAAACUUAUGCAAGAGGAAGGUCAGCCUUUGAAACUGCCUGAAACUAAAAAGACACUAUUGUUUACUUUUAAUGUGCCUGGAUCAGGCAACACCUCCCCGAAAGAUAUGGAAGCUCUGCUGCCUCUGAUGAACAUGGUUAUUUAUUCCAUUGACAAAGCAAAAAAAUUCCGUCUGAACAGAGAGGGCAAACAAAAAGCGGAUAAGAAUAGGGCACGUGUAGAAGAGAACUUUCUGAAACUGACUCAUGUGCAAAGGCAAGAGGCUGCUCAGUCCCGCCGGGAGGAGAAGAAACGUGCCGAGAAAGAGAGAAUCAUGAACGAGGAAGAUCCAGAAAAGCAGCGCCGCUUGGAGGAGGCUGCUUUGCGGCGUGAGCAGAAGAAACUUGAGAAGAAGCAAAUGAAAAUGAAGCAAAUCAAAGUGAAAGCCAUGUGAAGAACAAAGCUGCGAGAAACCUCUUUUCUUGGUGCCAACCCUAGAAUUGCAAUUUGCUUCCUACAAUGAACUAAUUAUAUUCCUGACCUUAAUCAUUGCCCAUUAAGAACCACUUCUGACACUAGCCUUUGUUGCUCAUGGGAUUAUGUUCAAAGCGUUUCUGUGAAUGUGUACAUGUGGCAAGGUUUGUUAGAACGCCAAGGAGCUUUUCCUGGGUGAAUCGCAGGAUUUUUCCUGGAAACGUUGCAUGGGUCAUCAGUUCUGAUUUAACUUCUACGUGUGCCUGCGUGCACUGGGUUGCUUCAAAAAGUGAUCCCAUAAACACCAAAGUUACAUUUCAGUCGGCAGCGAGCGAGGUGUUCUUUGCAUUGGCACUCCCAGCAGGUAGGAUACAACCCUGAAGCCCACUUCAGUCCCCCUUGGUGUGUGGGACUGGACUGCUAAUAAAUAUUUUCAGGGUUGCAGCCACUGCUCUGGUUUUAUGUACAUGCAGAUGUGUAUAUAGAGAGCUUUGCAAUAGUCUUCCAUGUUGUUGGAUUGUUCAUUUUACCCUACUUGCUUUGGUAUUGGAGAAAAUUGCAAUAUUCCUUGGAAUUCUUUGACUCCUUGUUUCUUUAAAAGUAUAUAUCUAUAUAUAUAUAUAUAUAUAUAUAUGGGAAGUUUCCUAGAAUGUGCCAGCAAUGCAUAUGCACUUUGAUACUAUUUUUGGGAAUGGGGCAAAAUAAAGACUUAAAAUGGCCAAAAUUAAAGAACAACCAACCAACCUUCACGAUGGGGUGGAGGUGGAACACCACUCCUGUAAUUGGCGCAUCCAGCACAGUUAGAUAUCAAGCGAUUAAGCACAAAACACAAAUGCUUUCAAUAGUUCAGGUUUUAAAACCAAUUGUAGCGCAUGAGAGAAGGGGAGAUUUCCUUCUUUCACAGCUCUUGUAAUAGGAAGGUGCUAAAUGUGUAUUAUUUAAAUACUUGCAGUUUCCCCAAAUCAUUAAUCUGGAAUUAUUCCGGGGGGCGGGGAGCUGCUGAGUGUAGUUUGGGGCAAGCAUAUUGGAAAUCAAUCUGUGGACGACAUAUUGAAAAGCCUGUGUGUGUAUAAGCACUGCUGUUCAAGCUUCAUAGGAUCUGGGCCUGAAGAUUCGUGCAUGCUAUUGUUGGUGUGUAAGUCGGCAAUUUGGAAACGACAGGUGCAAAAGAAUUUGCCCAGUGAUAUUUGAUUUUUCUAAACAUAUAUAUGUAUCUGGUUUAAAACAAUGUGUGCCCUAUCUGUAAAAUUGCACAGAAAUUGGGGGGCAUAACAGUUGGUGAGCCCCCUGCUGCUGCAUAAAGUUCUCCGUGGAAUCAAACGUGGUUCCUCAUGCAUCAGCCCGUUACUGAAAGCCAUCCCAACACAGCAGACUAGUGUGUAUCUGCACAUGGUUUUGCUGUGCCCAUUUCCCCAUGUGGAUAGUGCUUGCUGGUUCUGGCUGAGUUCACAUGUUGGGUUCCUUUCCUUCUCUAGACAGAUGCCUAUGUGUGUUUGUUUAGCAGCUUUUUCUGGGUUUCAGUGUGUUCUAAUUGUGUCUCACCUUCCCUGGUAAUUUCUUCUUUUUAUGUUUCUGAGGCUGCUGGCUAUAUAACAGUUUGGCAAGGAGCUUUAGAGGAGUGUACCUUUUGUUUCUGUUAAAGGUUAUUUACUGAGGAGUUGGUGUAUGCUGGGGAAACUGGAGUUUCUCAACACUUUGCAGUCUUGCGGAAUUGCUGCAUUUUAUAAAUGCUUGACUAGCUGGCAUUUAAUCAUUUGUACGUAACGGAUACACUUUCUGUGGUGGGUUUAAUGGGAAGGAACUUGUUUCUUAAUGUAUUUUCUUGACGAUGCUUUUACCUGCAAAUAUCUUUGAUGCAAUAACAUUGAGCUGCUCCUCUAAACAGGCAUGUGCUAAAAAUACAUUUGUCAGAGCAUGGAAAUGCACAGGUUCUUUCUGAAUGCAAAAACAAAAAACCCUGCAGCCUGAAAAAAAAGGCAUUUGAAUUUAGUAAUUUUUAUAACUACCACUUAUAGUACUUUACAGCAGAAAUAGCAAUCCUAUGUGGGAUUCAAACUAUUUUGUCACUAGAUGUAGAAAGUAAAAUUGAAUAAAGUAUUGUUUCACAGAG